UUCUCCUUUCCACUGAAGAGCAGAGCUCUCUCUCUCUCUCAAUGUGUCUAUUUGUAGGGUUUUGCUUCAAAUGCUUGUUGUUUCCAUGAAAUUUUAGAGUACUUUGGUUGUAUUCCUUGAAAGGCAGUGUUUUGCUGCUGAAAACACGGAGGGACAGGAUUGUCAUCAUUUAAGCCAUCUUGGAUUGGAAUGCAAGUCCAAAUGAUCUUUCUUUCUUGGGGUUUUGGUGUCAAGUCUUUAUCUCUUCUUGUCUCUCAUCACUUGCCUUGAUUUAAAGGGGGGAGCUUGGAAGGGGUUUCUCUGUAGCUUUCUCAGCUAUUCAGAUCAUUAGUCUUUUGCCAUCAGGGAAAUGUGGGGUGGUCUAUGCAUGGAUGAUGUGAAAAUUGUCGAGCUAAGCCAAAGCUGAAUUCUGUUUAUGUGGUUGUUGAUAGUCUAGAAGCCGACAUUUUACGUUGAAGAGUUUGCAUGGUGGUUAUACACAGUUCAAAGUAUGUUGUCCGGGCCAAUUGGACGAAAUGUGAGAGAAUAUGAAGUUCAUAAGAGGGAUUCUAUAUAUCAAAGCUCAAUAGAGAUACAAAAAACAAGGAAACAAAUAGACGGGAAAUGAAUCUAUAAUCCAUGGAUAACAAGAAAUCUUUUCUCUCAUUUGAUAGUUUUGAUUCCUUGCCAAGGUCCUGCCAAAUAGAACAAGGUUUGUUUAAUAAACAGAUGAAGUCUCAAUCUAUUAUUACCUCACCGAUAAAACCUGUGGAGUAUUUGGAUCUUUCCUUCCGUGUUCUCCCUGAAGAGCACUCGGUCCUUGCCAGUUCGAACUCUGGAUAUAUAUCGUCGAGGGAUAAUUCAGCAGAUAACUUCCCUAGGCACACUGCAUUCCACAGUGGUGAAGGAACUCUGGACUUUAUAGAACAUGGUUCUGAAAAUGAUCAGAAUGCUCGUCAUGAGAAAAAUAUAUUAUCUGCUUUCACUAAGUCUUCUUCCGUAAAGGAGGGAACGUUCAGUUUUUCUAAAGCCAAUGCAAAACACCGGUUUGGCCAUUUGAAGAAAUUAUUAGAUCCUAUUGUGAGAUAUAGAUCAAUGAGGAGCCUAUCACUCAAUGAAGCUGAAACUUAUGGUGUUACAGCUAGUGUGUUCCACAAAACUCUGCUAACUGACACCUCAAGUAAAGUUGAAAGGAUUGAAUGCGAUGAGUCUUUGAUCGAAGGCAACAAAGCUUUGAUAACAAAUCCUUCGUCUGCGCACCUUUAUGGAACUCUCAAAUUAGAAUUUAAGCAAGGUGUUCCGGCAUUUGAGUUCUCUGUCAAAGAUCCUGACCUUGUGCUUUUAGCGAAGACAUGGAAAACAGAUAAUGCAUUUAACUGGGUGUACACUUUUCACCGAAAGAAGAGUAACAGCACUGUUUGGAGUGCAAAAGACAGGCACAAGCACUCAUCACCAACCAUCGGCCAGAUGCAUGUUUCAUGUGAUCUUUGUUUUGAAGUUAAUGGUGAUAAACAUUUAAACAAAUCCAUGGUAACAGAGUUCAUUUUGUUUGACACUGACCAAGCAAGGAGGAGCUACAUCACAAACAUCGCUUUGGACAACAAAAGCUCGAGCAAAGAUCAUGAUAAACAUGCUUCUAAUGACAAUGAUUCAAUUGUUUCGGCUUCCUACCCGUUAGCGCCUUCAGAGUUGCAUCCACAACAUGAAAUUGCAGCCAUUGUAAUUCAGACUGCCUUCACCAAGAAGGAUGGCUCGAAAGAGUUGCAAGCCGAUGAGACUAAUACUACCUCCACUGGUCAAUAUUAUUCGAACAUCAAUGUGGUUACUCCAAGUGGGAGACACGGGUUGUCACACACUGAAGAAGAUGGUCUGUCAUCUUUGCUUGAUCGAUGGAGAUCAAAUGGUGGUUGUGAUUGUGGUGGCUGGGAUGUGGGCUGUCCACUUUCCGUUUUCAAGAAUUGCAUUUUGAAUUCAGGAAAUCAAUCAAUGAUGCUAUCUGUUCAGGGAAAUAAAGAAAAAUUACCUGCAUUGUCAAUCAAAGCCGAUGGGAAGGGACAGUAUUCAGUUCAAUUCCACGCGAGGUUUUCUGCACUUCAAGCAUUCUCAAUCUGCAUUGCAAUGUUACAUGGCUUGGAAACUCCGGAGAAAAUACUGAAACUUUAUCCGAAUUCACUGAACAUGCUUCUCGGCGAUGAAGUGAGAAGUCUAAUUGAAGCAGUAAACACAGAGAAGGCGAAGAAAUUAGAUAAGAGAGUAGAAGAAAUCCAUCCAUGCUUCAAUUUAGAUCCACCAUUUUCUCCAAUGUCUAGAUAAUUGAGAAUUGCUGUCUUUGAACUUGAAUGUAUGAACACAAGGCUAGUAAUUAGUCUUUGUUAUCACUUCAGUGAGAAUGUUAUGUAGAGAAUUAUAAAUUUUUGUUCAAUAUUUAUAUGAACUUCUUGAUGAU
Molecule: messenger RNA, 2425 nt
Organism: Dioscorea cayenensis subsp. rotundata (Guinea yam)
Lineage: Eukaryota; Viridiplantae; Streptophyta; Magnoliopsida; Dioscoreales; Dioscoreaceae
Exons: 4
Coding region: 619-2292 (557 amino acids)
Source: RefSeq, a predicted model, not a curated record